AUGAAUAUGGGAGUGUCAAUAGCUCUUCCAGAUGGAACAGAUCUGGAAUUGAGGCUGACUGGUGGAGAUAGUCACUGCUCUGGGAGAGUAGAGGUGAAAUUCCAGGGAGAGUGGGGGACCGUGUGUGAUGAUGGUUGGACUACUACUGAAACAACUGUUGUGUGCAAACAGCUAGGAUGUCCAUUUUUUAUCACCAAACUUGGUCUUGGAAAUGCCAUGACUGGACAUGGAAAAAUUUGGCUUGAUGAUGUUUCCUGUUAUGGGGAUGAAUCAGCUCUCUGGGAGUGCCAGCACAAGGAAUGGGGAAGCCAUGACUGUAGUCAUAGAGAGGAUGUUGGCAUAAGCUGUUAUGGUAAAGACACCCUGGAUUUGAGGCUGGUGGAUGGAAGCAGCCUCUGUUCAGGGAGAGUGGAGGUGAAAUUCCAAGAACAGUGGGGCACCGUAUGUGAUGAUGGUUGGGACUUGAAUGUUGCUGCUGUGGUGUGCAGGCAACUGGGAUGUCCAUCUGCUUUCUUUUUUCCUGGAAUUGUUAAUAGCCCUGCUACAUCUAGCCCCAUUUGGCUGGAUAAUAUUUCCUGUAGUGGGAAUGAGUCAGCACUCUGGGACUGUGGUCACCGUGAAUGGGGGAUACAUGACUGCAGUCAUAAUGAGGACGCCACAUUGACUUGUUCUGAUGGUACUGAUCUAGAACUGAGGCUUGUAGGUGGAAGUAACCACUGUGUUGGGAGAGUAGAGCUGAAAAUCCAAGGAAAGUGGGGGACCAUAUGCCACCAUAACUGGAACAAUGCUGCUGCUAACGUGGUGUGCAAGCAGUUGGGAUGUGGAACAGCACUUCACUUCCCUGGCUUGCCUCAUUUGGAAUCAGGGUUUGGUACUAUAUGGCUUGAUGAUGUCUCUUGCUCUGGUGACGAAUCUUUUCUUUGGGACUGCAGACAUUCUGGAAGGGUAAAUUAUAAUUGUAUUCAUCAGAAGGAUGUGGCUGUGAUCUGCUCUGGUAAGACCUACAUUCAUAUGAUUACAUCAGAUAAAAUACCUCUUUUGGAGAAACAGGUACAAGCCUUGAAGAAGUUACAACCAAUUGUGAAUUGGGGAUCGGGGGUGAAGCAAGCUGAUGAUCCUGUCCCAAACCCAACCCAGAUGUUUCGCUGUGACUUUGUUCUAGAUGGAGCAGAUUUGGACCUGCGAUUGGUGGAUGGAAGCAGCAAUUGUUCAGGGAGAAUAGAGGUGAGAAUCCAUGGACAGUGGUGGACAAUAUGUGACUAUGGCUGGAAUAAUAAACAAGCCACUGUGGUUUGUAAACAGCUAGGAUGUCCAAAUGGUAUCUCUGGCAGUCACUAUGCUAAACCCAGUAGAGAAUCUAAGGAGAUCUGGAUAAACAGUGUAUCUUGCAUUGGAAAUGAAUCAGCUCUCUGGGACUGCAUGUAUGAUGGAAAAGCAAAGCGAGCAUGUGUCCAAAGAUCAGAUGCUGGAAUAAUCUGUGCUGGUAAGACAGAUCUGGACCUGAGGCUCGUGGGUGCAGAUAGUCACUGUUAUGGGAGAUUGGAGGUGAAAUACCAAGGAGAGUGGGGGACUGUGUGCCAUGACAAAUGGAGCACAAAGAAUGCAGCUGUUGUGUGUAAACAAUUGGGAUGUGGAAAUCCUAUCCAUAUAUAUGGUAUGACCCAUAUUAAUGAAGCAUCAGGACCUAUCUGGUUGGAUGAUGUUUCUUGCAUUGGAAAUGAGGCAAAUAUCUGGGACUGUGAACACCCUGGAUGGGGAAAGCAUAACUGUGUACACAGAGAGGAUGUGACUGUGUCCUGCUCAGAUAGUACAAAGUGGAGCCUGAGGCUAAUAGAUGGCAACAGCCGCUGCUCUGGAAGACUGGAGGUGUACUUUCAAGGACAGUGGGGCACAGUGUGUGAUGACAACUGGAGCAGUGAUGCUGCUGCUGUGGUGUGUGACCAGCUGGAUUGUCCAUCUUCUAUUAUCGGCAUGGGUCUGGGAAAUACUUCUGUGGGAUCUGGAAAAAUUUGGCUUGAUGAUGUUUCCUGUGACGGGGAUGAGCCACAACUCUGGGCAUGCAGGCACAGUGGGUGGGGAAAUCAUGACUGCAGUCACAGUGAAGAUGUUGGAGUGACCUGUUCUGAUGAAUCAAAUAUGGAACUGAGGCUUGUGGGUGGAGGCAGCAGAUGUGCUGGGAGAGUCGAGGUGGAAAUCAAUGGUGCUGCGGCAACCGUAUGUGCUACCCACUGGGGAAUGAACAUUGCUGCAGUUGUUUGCAGGCAACUUGGAUGUGAGUCUGUACUCAGUAUCUCUGAAGAGCCUCGUUUCACAGAAAGAACAUCACACAUCUUACUAUCUACAUCUAGCUGCACUGGAAAUGAAGCCUCUCUCUGGGACUGUGUCCAUUGGAAGUGGAUACAGACUACAUGUCUUUCUAAUAUGGAAGCUAGUAUAAUCUGCUCAGUCUACAGGCAGCCCAGGCUGGUUGGAACUGAUCUUUCCUGUUCUGGACGUGUUGAAGUGAAAGAUGGAGACGUGUGGGGAUCUGUCUGUGAUUCUGACUUCUCUCUCCAUGCCGCCAAUGUGCUGUGCAGAGAAUUAAAUUGUGGAGAGGCCAGAUCUCUUUUUGUGGGAGCUCACUUUGGAAAAGGGAAUGGCCCAAUUUGGGCUGAAAAGUUCAAGUGUGAAGGGAAUGAAACUCACCUUGCAUUGUGCCCCACAGCGCCCCAUCCGGAAGAGUCUUGUAACCACAGCAGAGAAGUUGGAGUUGUCUGUUCUCGCUAUACAGAUGCCCGACUUGUGAAUGGCAAAUCCCAGUGUGAGGGACAAGUGGAGAUCAAGGUCCUUGGAUACUGGGGCUCCCUCUGUGACAAUCACUGGGACCUGGAAGAUGCCAAUGUCCUAUGCAGCCAACUCAGCUGUGGGGUUGCUCUCUCAACCACAAGAGGGAAAUAUAUUGGAGAAGGAAGUGGCCGUGUUUGGGGACACGGAUUUCAUUGCUUAGGGAAUGAGUCACUUCUGGAUAAUUGUCAGAUGACAGUCCUUGGAGCACCUCUCUGUGCCCAUGAAAAUACCGUCUCUGUGACCUGCACAGGAAAUCAAACCCAGCCAUUGUUUCCAUGCUCUGCAAGUUUAUCUGACUCAUCUGUGUCUUCAGUCCCAGAAGAUGGUGAUUUCAUCUGCUCAAGGAACAAACAGCUCCGCCUGGUGGAUGGGGGUGGUCGCUGUGCUGGCAGAGUGGAGAUGCUUCACCAGGGCUCCUGGGGCACCAUCUGUGAUGACAGCUGGGACCUGAGUGAUGCCCAUGUGGUGUGCAGACAGCUGGGCUGUGGAGUGGCGAUUAAUGCUACCAAAUCUGCUCACUUUGGGGCUGGAUCAGGGCCUAUCUGGUUGGAUGAACUAAAUUGCACAGGAAAGGAGUCCCACGUGUGGAAGUGCCCUUCCAGGGACUGGGGGCAGCACGACUGCAGGCACAAGGAGGAUGCUGGGGUCAUCUGCUCAGAAUUCACAGCUUUGAGGCUCUGUGGUGAAACUGAAAGGGAGACCUGUGCUGGGAGAUUGGAGGUUUUCUACAAUGGGACCUGGGGCAGUGUGGGCAGGAACAUCACUGUAGUCACAGCAGGGAUCGUGUGCCGGCAGCUGGGCUGUGCAGAGAGUGGAGUUGUCAGCCUGGCCCCUUCAUACAAGACAGGCUCUGGUUUCAUGUGGGUAGAUGACAUUCAGUGUCCUAAAAUGCAUGUCUCCAUAUGGCAGUGCCCUUCUGCCCCCUGGGAGCAGAGAGCAUCCAGCCCAGCUGAAGAGUCCUGGAUCACAUGUGAUGAUAAGAUAAGAGUCAGUGGAGGCGACACCAAAUGCUCUGGGAGAGUGGAGAUCUGGCACAAAGGCUCCUGGGGUACAGUGUGUGACGAUUCCUGGGACCUGGCAGAGGCUGAAGUGGUGUGUCAGCAACUUGGCUGUGGCUCUGCUCUGGCUGCCGUGGGGGAGGCGGCGUUUGGCCAGGGGACUGGACCUAUCUGGCUGGACGAAAUACAGUGCAAGGGAAACGAGUCUUUUCUAUGGGACUGUCAUUCCAAACCCUGGGGACAAAGUGACUGUGUACACAAGGAAGAUGCCAGUGUAAGGUGCUCUGGACAGUCACUGAGAUCACUUGAAGCCUCAGGUCACUCAGCAUUUAUUUUAUCUGGUAUCCUUGGGCUCCUCCUGGUUCUGUUUAUUCUAUUUCUUCUUGUGUGGUCUCAAGUACAGAAACAAAAACAUCGGCUCAGAGUUUCAUCCAGAAGAAGGAAUUCUCUAGAAGAGGACCUAUUCCGUGAGAUGGAUAAUUGCCUCACCAGGGAGGAUCCACAUCAGAUGAGCACUUCAGAUGGCACCUCCAUCCAUGGUUGUGAAGAUGCUGGCCAUAUAACACUGCUGGAAGUUCUUCCUGCCUUGGAAGCCACAAAAUGA
Molecule: messenger RNA, 4428 nt
Organism: Diceros bicornis minor
Lineage: Eukaryota; Metazoa; Chordata; Mammalia; Perissodactyla; Rhinocerotidae
Product: scavenger receptor cysteine-rich type 1 protein M160-like
Exons: 18
Coding region: 1-4428 (1475 amino acids)
Cellular component (GO): membrane
Source: RefSeq, a predicted model, not a curated record